This is a messenger RNA of Ipomoea triloba (trilobed morning glory), 2432 nucleotides long. Its product is annotated as subtilisin-like protease SBT1.4. NCBI's taxonomy places the organism in Eukaryota, Viridiplantae, Streptophyta, Magnoliopsida, Solanales, Convolvulaceae. The transcript has a single exon. Gene Ontology annotation, biological process: proteolysis. Bases 20 to 2329 code for a protein of 769 amino acids. Gene Ontology annotation, molecular function: serine-type endopeptidase activity. The record is from RefSeq and is a predicted model, not a curated record.
UCACCUUCGAUACACAUCAAUGGCGACUCCCUCUUUUGCUUACACCUUCCUUUUCAUAUUAUUAUGCCUUGUUUCAGUCAAUCUCUCCACUUCAUCGGAGAAUCAGGAGACCUUUAUCGUCUACAUGUCGAAAUCCAACAAACCCCAUUUUUUCUCCACCCAUCAUGACUGGUAUUCCUCCAUAAUCCGCCGCCUUUCUCCUCUCUCUCAACUCCCAUCUGAGCUCUUGUACACUUAUGGCCACGUUACACACGGCUUCUCCGCUCGCCUGACGCCUUCCCAAGUGUCUGAACUGCGAAACAUCCCCGGCGUUAUCUCCGUCCUGCCGGAUCAAGCCCGCCAGCUUCACACCACGCAUUCCCCUGAGUUUUUAGGCUUAGCUGAAUCGUCUGGCCUCUGGCCGAACUCUGAUUAUGGAGAUGAUGUUAUAGUGGGGGUUCUCGACACUGGAAUUUGGCCGGAGAGGCCUAGCUUCUCCGACAAGGGUCUAUCCCCUGUUCCCGCCAGCUGGAAGGGAAAAUGCGAGAAUAGUACGGAUUUUCCGGAGAGUUUGUGUAAUCGGAAAAUCAUCGGCGCUCGUGCUUUCUACAAAGGCUUCGAAGCUGCUAAGGGAGGUCCGAUGGAUGAAUCGGUAGACUCGAAAUCUCCGAGAGAUACGAAUGGCCAUGGAACGCAUACUGCCUCAACCGCCGCCGGCUCGAUUGUUGCCAACGCGAGCGUUUUCGGAUACGCGCGAGGGGAAGCCAGAGGCGUCGCGAUAAAAGCCAGAAUCGCGGUUUACAAAAUCUGUUGGAGCUCAGGCUGUUUCGAUUCCGAUAUCCUCUCUGCAUUCGAUCAAGCCGUUGAAGAUGGGGUCCACGUGAUUUCGCUUUCCGUUGGCGCCAAUGGCUACGCGCCGCAGUACUUCCGUGACAGCACUGCAAUCGGAGCUUUUGGUGCAAUGCAGCACGGCAUUGUCGUCUCCUGCUCGGCCGGAAAUUCCGGUCCCGGACCAUUCACUGCCGUGAACGUCGCGCCAUGGAUUCUAACGGUCGGUGCUUCCACCAUUGAUCGGACAUUCCCGGCUGACGUGGUAUUAGGGGAUGGCAGGAUCUUCACUGGCAUUUCGUUGUACUCCGGUGACCCGCUCGGCGACUACCAAAUUCCCGUGGUUUACGCCGGCGAUGCCAACAGCAAUUACUGUUACUCCGGAGAACUUAACGCUACUAAAGUCGCCGGAAAAAUCGUGUUCUGCGAGCCCGGAGGCAAUCUCGACGUUGAGAAAGGAUUUGCUGUGAGAGAAGCCGGUGGCGUUGGAAUGAUCGUUGAUGGGAACGUUGGUUGGGGUGAACUGAUCCUUGCAAAUGCACAUGUGAUUCCGGCGGCAAACGUUGAUGAAACGGCCGGAAAAGAAAUCCAUGAAUAUAUAAAGUCGGACCCGUCUCCAACUGCUACAAUUAUAUUCAGGGGAACAGUAAUCGGAUCCUCACCCUCGGCGCCGCGCGUGGCGUCUUUCUCAAGCCGCGGCCCGAAUCUCAUAACGUUUGGAAUUUUAAAACCUGACGUCAUCGCGCCGGGGGUUAACAUCUUAGCGGGUUGGACCGGCGCGAAUAGCCCGUCGGAAUCGGAGAUGGACCAGAGACGGGUAGAAUUUAACAUCAUCUCCGGCACGUCCAUGUCGUGUCCCCACGUCAGCGGCUUGGCUGCCCUGCUUAGAAAAGCUCAUCCAACGUGGAGCCCCGCCGCCAUCAAAUCCGCGCUCAUGACAACUGCUUACACCGUCGACAAUGCCGGAAACAAUUUUAUCGAUCAAGCCAGCGGCGAUAAAUCCAACGCGUAUAUUCACGGAGCCGGCCAUGUUGACCCGAAUAGAGCCAUGGAUCCGGGUCUAAUUUACGAUCUAGGAGUGAAUGAUUACGUGGCAUUCUUAUGUACCAUUGGAUACGACAAAAAUCAAACAUCCCUGUUCGUAAAGGAUCCCUCCAAAGUGAAUUGCAGCGUGCAAAAUCUGGGCACACCCGGGUCUCUAAAUUACCCAGCGUUUUCAGUUGUUUUUUCGGACCAAAACGAGAUAAAAUACAAGAGAUCAGUUAAAAAUGUAGGAAGCGAAAAAUAUGUUGUUUAUGAGGUCAAAGUGAAUGCUCCCUUAGGUGUACAAGUAAGCGUAUCACCAACCAAAUUAGUGUUUGAUGAGAAGGCUGAUACACUAUCGUACGAAAUAACUUUUACCAAUGUUAACUCAGGGGGAUAUGAUAACUCAUAUGGCUCAAUUGCUUGGGAAGAUGGGGUGCACACUGUUAGUAGCCCAAUAGCUGUUCUUUGGCUAAAUGGGACUCGAUCUGCACUUUAAAUGUGUGCAAAAAUGGGCCUAGUAUGACCCAUGUAUUGAAACAAAUCCACUGUACAAAUUAUUGUGGACUAUCUAUUAAUAAAUAAUGAUGGUUGUGCAAAUA